GUUGGUGAGGGCGAUGGCGUGUCAAUGUCAUUCACCGACGGAUUUGUUGAUAUUCCAUCAUCGUUGGGCUUUGUAUUUCUUUCCAUUUUUCUCUCUAAGUCAUCGUGUUUAUCGACGCAGUCCAAUACAAGACUGUGUGGAUUUGGAGUGAAUUUUUGUCCAACCAAAUUGGAAGAACUGGAGAAGGUAAUGGAUAGAUCUGAUUCGUCUUCUGACGAAGAAGACGAUCGCCAGCGCCUUGUCGAACACAAUGACAUCAAGCCUCACCCUUCUCCUCGUACUCACUCCACCACCUUCGACAUUGACGACGAUCCCCAUUUCCGCCCUCCCAUUCACAGGUUUCCUUUCUCCAUUCCCAAAUUUGCAUUUGACAAGAGGUACUACUAUCUUUUAGCCGCCGCCCUCCCUCUAUGCAUUCUCGUUCUAUUUUUCUCUGUCGAUAUUAGAAGUCUCUUCUCUACUACUGUCUCUUCCACACUCAAAACCUCCGAUUCCCUCAGUGAUCGAAUGAGGGAAUCAGAAUUGACAGCUUUGUAUUUGUUGAGGCAACAACAGCUGGGUUUUUUCCAUCUUUGGAAUCACUCCUCGUUUCUUCAAUCUAACUCGUCUUUCAAUUCGACCGCUUCUAAUAAUUUGAAUUCAAAUUCUGCUCUUAUAGAAUAUAUCAAAUCUGCUCUAUUGAAGCAAAUUACUCUGAACAAAGAGAUCCAAAACGUUCUUCUGUCCCCCCAUCGGUCUGGCAACUUAUCAGAGGUAGUUGGUGAUGCUCUCCCCAUGGACACCUUCGCCCUUGAUAGAUGUAGAAAGAUGGAGCAGAAAUUGUCUGAUAGACGAACGAUUGAGUGGAAGCCCAAAUUAAACAAGUUUUUGUUCGCUCUAUGCACCUCGGGGCAAAUGUCUAACCAUUUGAUCUGUUUGGAGAAGCAUAUGUUCUUCGCUGCUAUACUUAACAGAGUUUUGGUCAUUCCUAGUCAUAAAGUUGAUUAUCAGUUCAGUAGGGUGAUAGACAUUGAUCGUAUUAAUAUGUGCUUGGGUAGAAAGGUUGUCAUCUCUUUUGAAGAGUUUUCCGAGAUUAAGAAGCACCACUUGCACAUUGAUCGGUUCAUUUGUUACUUUUCAAAACCAAAUCCUUGUUAUGUGGAUGAUGAGCAUAUUAGUAAGUUGAAGAACUUGGGGAUCUCUAUGGGCAAGCUUGAAUCUGCUUGGAAUGAAGAUACUAAGCAUCCCAAUAGCAAGACAGUUUCAGAUGUUGAAUCCAAGUUCUCUUCCAAUAAUGACGAUGUUAUAGCUGUUGGAGAUAUUUUCUUUGCUAAUGUAGAGCAAGAGUGGGUAAAUCAACCAGGAGGUCCCAUUGCUCACAAAUGCCAGACUUUGAUAGAACCAAGUCGUCUUAUCAAGCUGACAGCCCAGCGAUUUAUUCAAACAUUCUUAGGAAAGAAUUAUAUUGCACUCCAUUUUCGGCGACACGGGUUUUUGAAGUUCUGCAAUGCAAAGCAGCCAAGCUGCUUUUACCCCAUUCCUCAAUCAGCAGACUGCAUAAUUCGAAUGGUUGAGAGGGCGAACGUGCCGGUAAUUUAUCUUUCCACAGAUGCAGCAGAGAGUGAACAUGGGUUGCUGCAGUCGCUUCUUGUCUUGAAUGGGAAGCCAAUACCACUUGUUAAGAGGCCUCCUCGUAAUUCAGCUGAAAAAUGGGACGCCUUGUUAUACAGGCAUGGGAUUGAGGGAGACUCUCAGGUGGAAGCAAUGCUUGACAAGACAAUCUGUGCUAUGUCUAGCACGUUUAUCGGUGCACCUGGGUCAACAUUCACAGAGGACAUUUUGCGCCUACGAAAGGAUUGGGGCACUGCAUCUCUGUGUGAUGAGUACCUCUGCCAGGGCGAGGAACCAAAUUUCAUUUCAGAAAAUGAAUGAUAUGUAGAGGUUCGAUGAUGUAUAGAAACUGUCACUAUUAUCAUCCUUUUUUAGGCUUGAUCUGGAAUUUAGUCUACUGUAUGAUAGCACUUGGCGAAGUUUACACGAAUUCUUUUCCAUGUAUCAAGACCUCUCUUUUAAUAAGAUGUUCGCGGCUGUAAUCAGUGUAUAUAGAGAAUUACUUCCAUAUGCAGCAAUUGUUUUGCGGGUAAUUGGCGGUUGGGAAUUUUGUUCA
Molecule: messenger RNA, 2146 nt
Organism: Cucumis melo (muskmelon)
Lineage: Eukaryota; Viridiplantae; Streptophyta; Magnoliopsida; Cucurbitales; Cucurbitaceae
Product: O-fucosyltransferase 36-like
Exons: 3
Coding region: 25-1911 (628 amino acids)
Biological process (GO): protein O-linked glycosylation via fucose
Molecular function (GO): peptide-O-fucosyltransferase activity
Source: RefSeq, a predicted model, not a curated record